AUGAGGGAUCCAUCUGGAGCGAAGGCUAAAGUCGAAACCUUCAAAUAUGCGGCGACAAUUAUAACCGCCGUAUCAGGGGCAACGGCCCUGUACUUUGCCGCAGUCGUCGCCACAAACUUCAUGAAACCAUGUGACGUUCCACUAAAUCUCUGGCUCGUCGGGGCCAUUAUGCUCAGCUUACCAGCGACUUACGCUGCUGACAGGAUGAAGAAACAACUCGGCUUCCCAGCUGCUUUGUGGUUUGAAAUCUCUCUCCUCGCCCUUGGUUUUAUUUGGAUGGCUGCCGGAACCGUAAUGAUAAACAUGUCUACAACUUGCGAAGUAACCGCUCCGGUACCUUGGUGGACCACGUUUAUAACGGUCUCUCUGUUCUGGUGUGGCUCAAUUGGAGGCGUGUUCUUCCUCCUGUCGAUCGUCCUCAUCCCCAUGUUUCUGGCUGGUGGAAGAACCCCCCAGAUCCUCUGA
Messenger RNA from Eimeria acervulina, 465 nucleotides. RefSeq lists its product as hypothetical. The transcript is spliced from 8 exons. The coding region runs from base 1 to 465 and encodes 154 amino acids. Lineage: Eukaryota; Apicomplexa; Conoidasida; Eucoccidiorida; Eimeriidae. The record is from RefSeq and is a predicted model, not a curated record.